Wickerhamiella sorbophila is the source of this 918-nucleotide messenger RNA. Its product is annotated as Ubiquitin fusion degradation protein 1. NCBI's taxonomy places the organism in Eukaryota, Fungi, Ascomycota, Dipodascomycetes, Dipodascales, Trichomonascaceae. The record is from RefSeq and is a predicted model, not a curated record. Gene Ontology annotation, molecular function: polyubiquitin modification-dependent protein binding. The coding region runs from base 1 to 918 and encodes 305 amino acids. Gene Ontology annotation, cellular component: VCP-NPL4-UFD1 AAA ATPase complex. The transcript has a single exon.
AUGUGGUCGUUCCAAUCCCAGAACGACAAGUUCCAGCAGUACUACCGGUGCUACCCGGUAUCUGCCAUGAAAGGUGAUAAGAAAGCAGCGAACUUUGGUGGCAAAAUCUAUAUACCACAGUCGGCACUGCACAAGUUGACUACGCUGCACAUCUCGUAUCCCAUGUUAUUUGAGAUCCGCAAUGAAGAAUCACACGGCUGCACACAUGCAGGUGUUUUGGAAUUCACAGCAGAGGAAGGGCGGGUCUAUUUACCGGAAUGGAUGUUGGCCAAUCUCAAGAUUAAGGCUGGCGGGUUGGUUCGGAUCUCCUCGGUCAGUCUGGAGCUGGGCACGUUUGUCAAAAUCCAGCCUCAAUCGGUAGAUUUCCUUGAUAUUAGCGACCCCAAGUCGGUUCUAGAAACGUCCUUGAGAAACUUUACCACUCUCACGGUCGACGAUGUCUUCCAAAUUCUGUACAACAACAAAGUUUAUGAUAUCAAGGUACUGGAAGUCAAGCCUGAAACUAGAAGCAAGAGUAUUUGCGUUGUUGAGACUGAUCUUGAGGUUGAUUUUGCUGCUCCUGUGGGCUAUGUGGAGCCCAGUGGCGACAAACCAAGCGCCCCGCCAAAGCUCGCCGGCCAUAUGGCGGAAGCAAUUGGAUAUAAUAACCUUGCUGGUGCUCAGAGUGUCAAAGCUGGCGGACACAGUCUGAGGGAAAGCAAAGCGUCAAGUACGGAACCCACUCCCGUUACUCCUCCUGUCGUGGACUCAUCGAUUUACCAAAAUAGAGACGCACCUGCCUUGGAGCUGGCCUCCAACCAGCUGUUUUUUGGAUUCCCGCUCGUGCCAUUAGAAGACGAAGAAGAGGCUGGAGAAAGCAUCUUCAAGGGUGAAGGGUUCACUCUUCGCAAAAGCAAAAAAAGAAAAGAUAUUUCCUAG